Messenger RNA from Cavenderia fasciculata, 1704 nucleotides. RefSeq lists its product as uncharacterized. Lineage: Eukaryota; Evosea; Eumycetozoa; Acytosteliales; Cavenderiaceae. The transcript has a single exon. The record is from RefSeq and is a predicted model, not a curated record. The coding region runs from base 1 to 1704 and encodes 567 amino acids.
AUGACAACCAGUUCUUCAUCUACAUCUUCAUCAUCUACUUUACCAACAACUAUUUAUUUAUCACAUUAUAUACAUAAACUUAUUGUUAAUCUAUUUAUUAAAGAUGAAUGUUCAAUCAAAGCAAAUAGAUUAAAAGAGUGUACAUCCAAACCAUCUCUAUUGCAAAAGAAAAAGUACUCUAAUCCAAUCGUAGAGGAAAAGGCAUUCGUCACCAACAAUGAGUGUCUAUUGUUCUACAUGGGUACCAAUGAUAGGAGAUACAACUGCAACGAGGUAGACGAGUCAAAAGAGUUUGAGAGAUUGUACAAUCAGUCAGUGUGGAGGCAGUUGGCAUUGGUGUCAAAGAGUUGGUUUCAAAUCGUUCAGCAAGCAGUCACAACUUGGUACAUGAAGGAUUUAGAUCAUUCAUUUAUCCAACCAAUAGAAUCAAACCACUCAAUAUACAGUAAACAAUACAUUCAAACAAUCAUGUGGAAACCAAAACAACAAGAGAUAAAAGUAUACACUCAACAACAAAUUGAAUUAUUGGACUCUUUUACAAGUCUCAGAAGAUUGGUUAUUCAAACAAAACUAGACAAGUCAUUAUUGGCAACAUUGAAAUCAAUCUACAAUAGGUAUCCAUCAAUUACAAUAGUAGAUGUGGAUAUGACAUUAGUAUAUGAUGACGACGACGAGGAAGAAGAGGAAGAGGAAAAGGAUCAAUUAAUUGACAAAGGUAGAAAUGAUAUUGUAUGGGAUGAAGAUACAGACAGAACAAUCAAUUUCAACCUGUCAUUAAAUACAUUCUAUGAUGGAAGAUUGGAAACAAUCGAUCUACUAGCUCAAUUAAAACCAAUUUAUUUUAAUUGUACUGCCAAGUCAUCAAUGUCAUUUCAACCGUUGUUUGAAAGAAUCAGGUCCCUCCAACAUGUACAAAUACAAAACUGUAACAUAUCUUUGAAAGAUCUCAGUAGUGUACUGCUUACAAAUCCAAAUAUCAAGUCUCUUCAUAUUCAAUUGCUACUGUGCCACGUCCAAUAUGACUAUUCCGAUUAUCAUCAUCAUGUGUGUCGUUCAUCCCCACCCGCCGUAAAGGAAGGGAAUCGUUUAAAGGAUUGGGAAGCAUUUUGUAGUACACUUGCCAACAAUAACACACUAAAGACCCUGUGUAUUGGGAAUACAUGUAAAACAUUCUCUGCCAAUGCUGUGCUUUCGACACAGUUUCAAUCGGUCUGGACCAACCCCAAUAACCAAGUAGAUAUGUUGGCACUCUAUUCUUUACCAGUCCUCAUUUGCCAUGGGUUAUUCGUAUCACUCUCUCAAAAUACAAUGGUAACCAAAUUGUUUUUGGAACGUGGGACCUUGCGUCAAGUCUACUUGGAAGAUUUAAAUGUAUUGUUAGAGACCAACACUAGUAUACGUGUAUUAUCGAUAGCAAACAAUCAAAUCAGAGCAUCAAAGGCAUUGUCGAGUGGGCUACUCGCCAACAAGUACAUCACCAGUUUAAAUAUUGCAGGCAAUAGAUUCAUUAGUGGUGGAACUGAUAUGUUUACUGCCAUGUUGGCCAAUGAUACUGUGGAAUACUUGGUUGUCGAUGACGAUAUGGUUGUAUACAACCCACAAUACUUUAUUCAAUCAAAAUCAUUGAUCAAAUUUACAGUUGCUAGUAAUAUGGUUGGCAGAUUUUCAUUCAAUCGUUAUACAAUUGAUCGUUUUUUCAGUUAA